Molecule: messenger RNA, 555 nt
Organism: Bipolaris sorokiniana ND90Pr
Lineage: Eukaryota; Fungi; Ascomycota; Dothideomycetes; Pleosporales; Pleosporaceae
Exons: 1
Coding region: 104-442 (112 amino acids)
Source: RefSeq, a predicted model, not a curated record
UUGUGAUUCUGGAUACUGUUGGAUGCGGCGUUCCAUUGCGGUCAAUUGGUGAGCGAAAACAGAUUAUAGCGACAAUUGAGAAAAACUAAAUGAAGUAACGGCAAUGGGAGGAAAUGGAUAUGGCAAUGGAUGGUGGCGCUCUUGGAUCCGGUCUGUUUUUGUCUGCUAUCCUAGUGGCGCUUUUUUUGUCCUCUUGUUGUAUAAUAAAACUCUUGUCUACGGCUUUUUAUGGGAAGAUUGGACAAUGGAAAGCGUACCCAAAGCUAAAAAGGUACAUCGAAUGCAUGCUAUGAAAUACUAUUGCCUGACUGGUAUAUUCUGUAAUUACUUGUAUGCUGGCCCCGCACACGGGUGGGGGUUGGGGUUUGUAAGUAAGACGCAGGUUCGAAUGUUUAAUUGGAGACAUACGACUUUAAGGAGACUAAAAGCAACGCUUCCUUAGCCUGUCAUAGACUUGGAGACUUUGGAUGUUGAUGAUUUGAGAGCAGCGUACGCACAAAGCACAAACAGAAGAUUAUAUACAUCGUAGUGUACUUUUCGAGAUUACUUUAUAUU